AUGCGGAAUCCACAGGAACCCGGGGAUCAAAGCCCCAUGUCACGCUCGCGCAGUGUGAGCAUCUCUAGCGAUGCUGGCCCCAAAAUCUCACUGUCCUCUCCGCCGCCCGUCGAUCCAAGACCUGCCUUUAUCGCCGCUUCAUCUGCUGCUCAAAUAAUAAGCGCCGAUAUGGAACAAUACGAACUGGGCUCGGGCUCGGGCGACGAUAUAUCCUUCACAUCAAAUGGCCUUGUGUUGUUGAAUGGAUUUCUCGACUAUUUACUCUUUAGUUUUCUGGCUUCGGCUAAAUCAACCCAGCUAAGCGCUCUUCGUCCCGCCAUCGCUGAUGUUCUAAAACCCCGAUUAGCAAGAGAGGUGGUAUCCACUGCCGAUGAAGAGCUCCGUGAAUAUAUGGGUGGCGGCGAGGAAGAUGAGCUGCAAGAGUUCCGAGGCGGUCGUGCGCCGCAUGGCGAAUUUGACCUGGUGCGAGCUUGGAAAUUAGCCCGUUUGCGAUGCAUGGUGUAUACACGAUUGGGCGACUUGGAAGAAGAAGAGGAAGACGAGUACAUCGCCCGAGAGGGCCUGGACGAAGCAGGCGGUGCCCCGCGACGUUUCUCUGGCCAUGCUGGAAACAUCACCCCAGCGGCUGCCAUCUUCCUAACCUCGAUUAUUGAAAAUAUAGGCGAACAUGCCCUAGCUGUUGCUUGCGAAAAUACCCGCAACAGAUAUUAUACAGCUGCAAGGCUCGCCCCCAAAUCCUCAAUCGCUGAUGAAGCCGGCAAUAAAAUCAUUGUCGAUGAGAGCGACAUGGAGAAACUGGCUCUAAACCCCACACUGGGUCGAUUAUGGAGGACAUGGAAAAAGGGGAUUCGUGCGCCCACACUGUCUAGGGCAUUUUCUAGAGAGUCCUUUACUCGACGAAGCAAUGCUAGUAAUAAAGGUAGCGUCAACACCCCGGAGGAAUUGGCUGGCCCAGAAUCCCGAAUCUAUCCCCACGUUGAUAAAGAAGAGGAAAGUCGAUCAAAAUCUGUCGAGCCAGCGGAUAUUGCCUUGCCUAUGAACGACGACGAUAUCAAGGAUAUUGAAAACCCUGGGCUUCUAGAUAUGGAAGAAGCAGAGCCAAUGCAGGCUGCUAUUGCUCAAAAAGUGCGUCCGCGGAGUCUGAUUGUCUCCCGUUCUGGAGCGAUGACUCCGACUUCCCCUUCAAGCAGAUCCCCCGGAACGUGGCCAGCGACAAACUCACCACAGCACGCUCGUUCGCAAUCGGUUCCUAUUCACAUUGUUGAUAUAAUCAAAUCUAUCGAUCAUGACAAAUCCCUGGGAACCGUUACUGAAGAUGAAGUCGUGCCCACGGAAGCGUCUUUGCCCAAUAACAAAGGAGAGGAGAUAACUUCACAUCCAUGUCAAAAUGAGGCAUCAGAUAACCUUGUAGACGGAAGCGAAGUGCAGCCACAGGUCAUUUACCACCAAAAGGCUAGCACUGAAAAGGGCUCCGAAAAUGAUGAAGAUCGUCAUCCCCCCGAGGAUGAGGUUGUUGAAGGACAGGGAACAUAUCAAAGACCAAGUCUCAACAAUCUUUCAUUGCAAAGGCCCAAAAGAAAAGUAUCCAGAGAUACAGCAGCCAAAAAGGAGGCGGUGGCGGCUCUAUCCAUUGAGGUGGCCGAAAACCAGAGCGGCCAUCGUGAUGAUCAUCAGCCGCUAAUGCAAGGGGCAGCGAUCGUACAGGAUGCCAGCUCUUCCACCCGACGAAAUGCCACCCCUGCAGGUGAUUCGUUCCAUUUACACAUACACAGUGAGAAGUCGGAAAAUAUUUCACAUGGAAGCGCACCCACUUCUCAUCCGCGCCAGCUCGACACAAAUAUCGAGCCUCCAACUAAAGAGAAUGCCAAUAACCUCCCGCGCGACUCGUUCAACACAAGCCGGCACACAUCUUCUCUCUACUCAGAGAGCAUAGGUGCUCCGCAUUCUACUUCAGAUGAUAGCGAGGGGAGCGUCUAUCGAUCAAUCCCUUCUCGCGCUGCUUCUCGCGCCGCAUCUCAUGCGACCUCAAUCAGGAGCCAGCCUCGCCAGGACGAACACUCUACACCGCGGGAACGUGUUGCGAUUCAGCGUGUGCACGUAGGAUCUUCUACGUCGCAAGCAUCCAUUCGAUCUCGCCGGUCUGGUAGCAUUAGCGACAAGCGACCUGUUACAUCUGGUUCGGCGACAUCAAGCGUGUCAACGAAGUUGAAAGUCCUUAUCGGUCGUCAUCCUACAGACGCUGAAGUACCUUUACCUGCUCCACCCCGCAGGUCUUCAGACGCUAGUAAAUUCACUAGCGAUGAUGCGGAUGAGACAACACUAGAUCAACUCAUCAAGAGUGACGAGACGAUACGCUUUACGUUGACUCCGCGUACAAUGCGAGAAAUAGAAUUGCCUGGAUCCCCCCGUUGGAACACUGCUCGUAACGAUAUCCAUAACGAUCGGACUGAUACGUCCGACCUCGCCGACUUCUUUAGGAAUACGGCCCCUCCUGGAGAACCACUGCCUUCGCCGCGCGUCGCGAUAGGACGGGACCUUCCCACGCCUCACAUGAAGCCAUCUUCACCUGCCGUUGACGGUCUACAAAUACAACCAAAGGCCGAAACUCUUUCUGAGAAGUCGAGUCCUAUUAGUGUACAUCCACUAACUAGCCCUGUGAGUGACGUUUCCAAUCGAAGCAGGACAACUAUGCAUCAAGCUCGUGGUCCCCGUGCAACAGGUGAUUCCGUCCGGGAAUUUGCACAAUUCAUUCGUUCAACUGGACCCGGAGUAGCCACGCCUAGUGACCCGAAUAGUCGUCUUCCUGGAGGGAAUUCCACUCACGCUCAUCUUCGUGAUGGCUCGGACUCCAUAGUCAGUUCUUCCAGGCCAGAUACCGCACAUUCUGGUUCAUCCCGUGCGACUGCUAAACCAAGGGAAUCGUAUAACUCCGCUAGGAAGAAUGGACCACGACUCCAAGCUCGGGAUGCUUCCGGCUACAACGGUGCCAAGACAUCUGAUUUAAUUGACUUUAUAAGAGAGGGCCCUCCAGGUGCAUCUACUCAUCGAAUUCCCCGUACGGUGGCCCCCUUCAGGAAUACCAUGGAUUCAGAAGAUCUUUUAUUGAUGGAUACAGUCCGUGACAAUGACGCCCGCAUAACACCGUCUCUCGCCAGUACGGGUGCCGAAUCUACUUCCAGUUUACGUUCUCCUCUUCUCGCACAAUACAACGCUUCCAAUGCACCGCCUAUUCCGGCACGAAAGCGACGUGGUCCCCGAGAUCCAUACGCCAUUGACGACCUUGAUGAUGAGGGUCUUGAAGAAGCAUCUGGAACUGCCAAAAUCUCGAAGGCACCACGAGCAGAGGAGAGUUUGCUUGAUUUCUUGAACUCCGUUCCACCGCCGCCGACCAGCCAGAAGGCCCCUGAGCCAUUCAUUCUUAGCUCGCACCCUAUGCCUUCCUCGGGACAGUUCACACCCAACACUAGGGGCCGAUUUAGGCGAAAUACUUUCGUUGACAAGCUACCCGGCCCCACGUUGAAAAAGUCAAUGACUUCGAUGCGGUCUGCCAAAUUGUCUUCCAAGCCACAAAUAAGCCAACCCGUUCAACAGUCCUCCUGGCGUCCUCCGGUGCCCAUGGUUCCUAAACUGAAUGGUCAGCUCAACUCCCAAUUCAAUUUUGGUCAAGCAUCUGCAUUCCAGCCAUCUGGACCGCAACUAUACUCAACGCCGAAGACCGAGACUGGCGCUCUCGCCGAUUUCCUGAGAAAUACAGGGCCUCCUGAGUCCAUGACACGCGCUUCUUCAACCUUUUCAGAGGAUAAAAAGGAUUCGUCAUUUUCCAGGUUUUUUCGCCGCAAAAGACUUGAGGCUUGA
This is a messenger RNA of Talaromyces atroroseus, 3855 nucleotides long. RefSeq lists its product as hypothetical. Lineage: Eukaryota; Fungi; Ascomycota; Eurotiomycetes; Eurotiales; Trichocomaceae. The transcript is spliced from 2 exons. Bases 1 to 3855 code for a protein of 1284 amino acids. The record is from RefSeq and is a predicted model, not a curated record.